CUUCAGAUCCACUGUCCUGAUAAAAUGUCCCUCAUAGAAAACUGUGUGUGAUUGUCUGCGAUAUCACCUCGGUGGAAGCGGACGUAAAAUACAACUAACACUAACUAAACUGUGUGUCGUAUGCCCGUUUUCAUUAGACCAGUCGGAGCAGAACAGUAGGACGUUACGCCCCAUUUCAUUUCAUUUAUCCAUACGCAUGUGUAUUGCACAACACAACAACUUCACAAUAACUGCGUAUACUGAAUAUAUCUAUUUUACAAUGUAUGCGGGCCAUGGUAACGUGCUGUUAGCACGCUCACUGUCGUCAUUGUAACAAGGUUAAACAGCUGAUAUCGGGGAAUACUGGGUUCUGGGAAACGAUACCUAUGUAAUUAUUGGAAACGAGUAACUAUUUUACAAGAACGAAAGUAGAGAGUACAGGUAUUCCAUCUAACAAGACACAAUGGCCGAAUCUACGUCACCUAAUGGAACAGAUGAGGCAUCCAACGGCAGAUCAAAACAUUCUUUGCUUUCUAGGUCCAAAUCGUUGGCGCUUUGUCCUCCACGACACCAACCAAUAUCUUGCCGAUCAAACUCUGAAGGCAAUGUUGAAUUCCCCGCUGGCCAACAGGUUAACAUUGGUAUCACUGGAACUGUAAACAACAUGAUUGUGAACUCUCCAACGUCGUCGACGUCGUCUACAGAAGAUCUGAGAGCAAAGUGGUAUUUGUCGCAAGGGAAGCAUCGCAGUGUUGAAAGUAAAGCUUGCAAAGUUGGAUUGAAGCGUCUCAUGAAAUACAGCUGUUGCUGUAUUGUUGGAGGUCCACGUAGCGGGAAAAAUGAGAUCGCGAACAAGAUAAUAAGUACUUUUAUUGCAAAUAAUAAAACUACGGGUCUAACCGUGGUUCCAGUCCUGAUUGAUCAACCGUCGGAUUUAGGCCGAUUAAACAAAUCCAUAACUGACAACAGUCAUGACAAAUAUCUCCUGUUUUUUAAAGAUAUGUUCGGUUGCCACCGUGUGAGUGAUUUGCCUUGGGAUCGAUAUUUAGAUUUUUUGGAUAAAAAAUUAGAGAAAAAAGUUAUAUCCGUCAUUGUCACGUCCAGAACGAUGAUUUAUCAAAAAUUGAAAUCAAGUUUAAAGUCUAGUUCUAUAUUUCAUAAAAACACUACGAUCUUGCUUCAUCAUAAAGAAUAUAUUUAUACCAUAGCAGAUAAACGAGAGAUGUUGAAAGCCACCAAGGUACCGCUGGAGGAAUUCACAGACUCUGCGAUUAGUCAAAUUAGCGAUAUAGCAUUUUUAGAAUGUCUUAAUACGUAUCAAACAAAGGGAGAUAACAGUGGAAAAGAAGUUGAGAACUUUAAAACACAACAACUGAAUAUAAUUUUAGCUUGGCUUGACGAUCUGCAACGGGGCCCUGAACAACGAAGUUAUAUCGCUCUUUUAGCGGUACUCUUACAUAAUGGUUCGUGGAAUUGGGAUCAACGAUACGAAAUAUCCCCUAGAAAGUGUUCGGUAUUGGAAGCAAUGAAGUCGACAUAUGGUAACUUUGAUCCAGAUGAUGUUCAGAAAGCUUGCGAGGAUUUAACUGGAACAUUUCUAUUGCGUGAUGAUUCUGGUUCGUAUACAUAUAUUGAAGACAUCGUGGGAGUUGCAGUUCUACAUUUAGCUUGGCGGAAAUGGCACAGCCGGAUUACAGAUACGUGUUCUCUACGCAUUAUUCUCGAAUGGAUCACCACAGCGUGUAACGUAUGUAGCGACCAAGAUCGAACGACGCUAUUCGAGACCCUGGCGUGUCGAAUGCAGAAAGAAAGUAGCAAUGAACAGGGAUGCGUUUUAAAGCAUUCAGCUUUUCUGACUGGAUCUUUUCUCAAACCCCUGUUUGAACAUUUACCCCAAGAGUGGAAAUCAAAGAUAUCCAAAAGACUAUUUUUGGAUGCGUACAGUCAAAUCGAUGCCUUAGGUUUUCAGACACUUGUUGAGCACACGUCAUCGUCAUUCAUAGGAAGUUCACCAAACGGCAUUAACGUCAUUGAAUUGGUCCUUCAUUCUGAAGUUGAUAGAGUGGAAAAGUUAGUCAAGUUACUAGAACGUCAUCCUAGUUUACCGAGCUCAAAUCUGUAUGGUAAAGAUCGAACCAUUUUGCAUUACACAGCGGAACUGUGGAAUGCCGAUCAAAUUCAGACGUUGCUGAAAUCCAAUCCUACGCUUUGUGUAUUGUUGAAUAUCGGAGAUACUGCUGGUCAGACCCCAUUUCACGUUGCUUGUUUAGCUGAAAACGGAUGUGACAUAAUCCAUUGCUUACAUGAUGCCGGCGCCGACGUUAACUCCGUUGAUAAUCAGCAAAAAACAGCUCUGCAUCUUGUAACGCAGAAAGGCGGUGACGUAGAAAAGAUCGAGUUGUUAUUAAGAUUAGGAGCUUGCGCAAACAUGAAAGAUGAAAACGACCGCAGUCCAUUACAUUGUGCAGUGAACGCGAAAAAUAUUGAUGCAGUUCGGGUUUUACUGGGGGCAAAUGUCGAUGUAACACUUGAAGAUGAAGAUGAAGACACACCUUUAUCUCUUGCCUGUUCACUUGUUGGAGAUCAAGAAGCCAUAGUUAAACUUUUAAUAGAUCACAGAUCCGAUAUUAAUCAUACGAAUCAUUAUUCUCAAACCUGUUUAUUUCUGGCAACAGAGAGUCAGAAUGUGAAUGUCGUGCGAUGUUUGUUAAUGAACGAUGCGGACGUGAAUUUUCCAUCGGCUAACGGAUCUACGUCACUUCACAAGGCGAUUAGCUCAAAGAAACGUGCUUUAGAACUAGUCAAACUUCUGGUUGAGCAUGGUGCGGACAUUAAUUUAAAGGAUCAACGGGGUGAAACGGUUCUCGAUAAAAUACGUAUACGUAAGGAAUUUCAGAACUUGGAGGCUGUUAAACAUUACUUGCUUCGCUACUGUUGACCAUCAUGUGAAAGAAAACGAAAUAAAAUGGGGUUUAACGCCCAACUGUUC
Molecule: messenger RNA, 2968 nt
Organism: Patella vulgata (common limpet)
Lineage: Eukaryota; Metazoa; Mollusca; Gastropoda; Patellidae
Exons: 6
Coding region: 443-2917 (824 amino acids)
Molecular function (GO): protein binding
Source: RefSeq, a predicted model, not a curated record